Hydractinia symbiolongicarpus is the source of this 2004-nucleotide messenger RNA. RefSeq names its product thyroid peroxidase-like. Gene Ontology annotation, biological process: response to oxidative stress. The record is from RefSeq and is a predicted model, not a curated record. Gene Ontology annotation, molecular function: heme binding; peroxidase activity. The transcript has 5 exons. Lineage: Eukaryota; Metazoa; Cnidaria; Hydrozoa; Anthoathecata; Hydractiniidae. The coding region runs from base 156 to 1901 and encodes 581 amino acids.
AAAUAGGACUGGGGUUUUGUUUGAGGGUAUUACAAACUGCACCAAUCGACAGAGCAGUUAAGAGAUUGACUGCAGAAGGAGUUUUAACAAAUACUGCUCUUUGGAAGAAAAAAUAGUAGGAAACAAAAAAGAGAAAGAAGAGGAAGAAGAAGAAAAUGAGGAUUGUUACUUGUUUUGUACUGGCGACGUGCAUAGCAUCAGUGACAGCGUAUUCAUUUGGGAAUACAUUAAGUAAUUGCCAAAAUGUGGUGAAAAGAACUUCAUGUAUUGGAUUCAACAGAAAAAAUUCAUUUCGGACGAUUGAUGGAACUUGCAACAACUUGAGAAAAAAGACACAGGGAGCAGCUAGGACCGUCCUAGCUAGACUGCAACCCGCUGAUUAUGUGGAUCGACAAAAAAUUGAUGCACCUCGUGGGUUUCCAGGAACAAAACCAACUGUUCCAACCGCUCAUCAAGUCUCACGAGCUGUCUUUCAAGUACAGAGAAAAAAUCAACAACGCGCUCGAGGGCUGUCAACUUUAUUUAUGGCUUUUGGACAGUUUAUUGACCAUGACAUUGGCUUAACACCUCAUCCUAAAUGUGACGUUUCCAAAGGGUGUGGCUCGAACAGUGCAUUCGCAUAUCCGUGUUUUCCCAUUAAAUUUACACCAAAAGGAAGUAGAUGUACCAGUUUUGCACGUUCAGUUCCCGUCUGUCAACAAGGUGGAAGAAGGACAACAAGAGAACAGAUCAAUGUGUUAUCUUCAUAUCUCGAUCUCUCUCAGGUGUACAGUAACGAUAAGACAAUCUUUCGAAAAUUGAGGAAACUAGACGGAAGUGGACAGUUAAAAGUAACCAGAAAUAAUCUACUUCCUAUUGAUAUCCCUGCAUCGUCCCCAUCUUGCGAGAAUCCGGCUGGCUGCUCUCUUCUUGGUGACAGUCGUGGAGACGAGAACAUCGCAUUAAGUUCCAUGCACACCAUUUGGGUAAGACACCACAACUUUAUCGCGAAAGCACUGAAACGUCGUCAUAGAUCUUGGAAUGAGCGAAGGCUAUUUGAAACAGCUCGAAAGAUUAACAUCGGUAUUUACCAGAGAAUCGUCUAUAAUGAAUUUCUACCUCCAUUGGUCAACACAGGGAGGUAUAGGCGAUACAACUCUCGUGUGGAUGCUAGCAUUGUAAGCGUGUUCUCUACAGCUGCGUUUAGAUUCGGCCACAGUCUUGUUCCAAAUGCUUGGGCACUGCUUGAUAAGAACUACAACAAAGCCUUUAAUGAUAUCUCCCUCCAGGCUUCUUUCUUUGACACGCGACCGCUUCGACGUCGUGGCAUAGAACCAAUAGUGUAUGGUUUAUUAAAAAAUCAGUCGCAGGUGGUGGAUACUAAGUUCGCAUUCGGUAUAGCUCGUCGAUUGUUUGUUCCUGUUGGUACGCGCGGCUAUGCUGAUUUACCGGCUUUGAAUAUCCAAAGAGGACGCGAUAACGGCAUCCGAACAUACGGAACAUGGCGAAAAGUUUGCAAGUUAAGGCGAUUAAGAAAAUGGUCGGAUCUGAUUGGAUUGAUGUCUUCUUCAGCACGAACAGCUUUUAGAAAGCUAUACAAACAUCCCAAUGAUAUUGAUAUAUUCGCAGCAGGUAUUGCUGAACGACACAGGGGUGGCAAAAUGUUGGGGGAGACCUUUCAAUGUAUCAUAAAGAAUCAAUUCCAGAGAUUACGUAAUGGAGAUCGGUUGUAUUUCGAAAGAGCUGGUGUUUUCACAAGCAGACAGAGGAAUGAAUUAAGGAAAAUGACAAUGGCAAAGGUCUUAUGCAAUACCCUUAAAGAUGUAGUGUCAGUGCAGAUAAAAGCGUUGAAGGUAUUUGGAUAUGGAAAUUGGAGAAGAGAAUGUGGAUCAAUUCGAGGAGCCAACCUAAAUGCAUGGUAAACAAGUGUGAAGACAUUAUUGUUUUCGCAGAGACUUAUAUCCAUCAAUUCAUUUGUAUAGUUGUUAGAUUCUUAAUUCACAAAAAGAAUAUUUUUUAUUUUUA